This is a messenger RNA of Mesitornis unicolor (brown roatelo), 1242 nucleotides long. It is a transcript of the gene PRSS35, whose product is annotated as protease, serine, 35. Lineage: Eukaryota; Metazoa; Chordata; Aves; Mesitornithiformes; Mesitornithidae. The transcript has a single exon. Gene Ontology annotation, molecular function: serine-type endopeptidase activity. The coding region runs from base 1 to 1242 and encodes 413 amino acids. Gene Ontology annotation, biological process: proteolysis. The record is from RefSeq and is a predicted model, not a curated record.
AUGGAGCACAUGUUACUGCUAUUCAUAUUUUUCAUACCUAUAUUGGGUCUCACUAAUGGAGCAGAAACUGAACAAGAUUUUACUUGGCACUUGAAGAAGAUUCCCCAGAUUGUGAGCGAAAGAACUUUCUCCCUUGACAGCCCUAAAUUUGAAGCAAAAACCAAAUUAGAGCUGAACAGCGUGUGUGGAAUUGAAUGUCAAAGAAAACUGCCGGUGCCAAGCUUGUCUGACUUGAAGGACCUCUUAUCCUAUGAAACCGUUUUUGAAAAUGGCACACGGACCCUGACUGAAGUGAAUGUCCUCGGGCUGGAGCGUGACCCAGCUGCAAACGCAACCACGCGAAGGUCCUCAAGAAAGAAGAGGCAGAUCUAUGGAACGGACAGCAGGUUCAGCAUCUACGAUAAGCGGUUUAUGACCAACUUCCCGUUCAACACAGCCGUGAAGAUCUCCACUGGCUGUAGCGGCAUCCUCGUUUCCCCCAAGCACGUGCUGACAGCUGCCCACUGUCUGCACAAUGGCAAGGAUUAUGUGAAGGGCAGCAAGAGACUGAGGGUGGGCCUGAUGAAGACGAAAUCCAGAGGCGACGGCAGGAAACGCAAGGGUGCUAAGAGAAGCAGGAGGGAAGUUUCUGUGGCCCAAGAGGAUCCCGAAGUUGUCACAGAACUAAGGCGACGAACCAAAGGCGGUGGGAGAAAGCAGAGGAGAUCUGGGAGGAAGCAGGAGACCUCAGAUGGCAUGCCUUCCUUCCAGUGGACCAGGGUGAAGAGUACCCACAUCCCGAAAGGCUGGUUUAAAGGUGUCUCCGGGGAUAUUGCCCUGGAUUAUGAUUAUGCCGUUCUUGAGCUCAAACGUCCCCACAAAAGGAAAUACAUGGAGCUGGGAAUCAGCCCAACAAUCAAAAUGAUGCCUGGGAGCAUGAUCCACUUCUCAGGCUUUGACAAUGAUCGAUCUGGGCAGCUGGUCUAUAGAUUUUGUAGCAUUUCUGAUGAGUCCAAUGAUCUCUUUUAUCAGUACUGCGACGCUGAGCCUGGCUCCACCGGAUCUGGCGUCUAUCUCCGUCUUAAGGAGCCGAACAAAAAGAAGUGGAAACGCAAGAUCAUCGCAGUUUACUCCGGCCAUCAGUGGGUGGAUGUCAAUGGCGAACAGCAGGAUUACAAUGUGGCAGUAAGAAUUACUCCUCUCAAAUAUGCCCAGAUUUGCUUCUGGAUACAUGGGAAUGAUGAGAAUUGUACGCGAGGCUGA